This is a messenger RNA of Rhizophagus irregularis DAOM 181602=DAOM 197198, 294 nucleotides long. The record is from RefSeq and is a predicted model, not a curated record. NCBI's taxonomy places the organism in Eukaryota, Fungi, Glomeromycota, Glomeromycetes, Glomerales, Glomeraceae.
GUUGAGAUUGCAGAGCUUAGAAUGGCGAAUGCCUGAUCUUAAAAGAAAGUUAGCCAAAUUUAAGUCCGAGAAAGUUGAGCUUAAGGCCGGACUUGCCGAAGCUCUAAGACAGGCUAUGGAAGAGAGUAAGAAACGUGAUGCUGAGAAUGCAGAACUCAAGACUAGAAUCGAGAUUCUUGGCCAAGAAUGUUAGGCGUGAUUGAUGAGUUUAAAGCCGAAGUGGUGAAACUAAGGGAUGGCGAUGAGGAAAGCAAACAGCCAACCAAAGAUAUUUCCGAAGUAGUUGUCAAUGUG